Cherax quadricarinatus is the source of this 7261-nucleotide messenger RNA. The record is from RefSeq and is a predicted model, not a curated record. Lineage: Eukaryota; Metazoa; Arthropoda; Malacostraca; Decapoda; Parastacidae.
UCCCUUGGAACUCAUACCCACCUGCCUGCCAUGACUGCUGUCUAGAGCUCUGCCCCGCCCUCUCUCUCUCUCUCUCUCUCUCUCUCCCUCUCUCUUUCUCUCUCACUCCCCCUCGCUCAGAAACGUAAUCCCCUGGGGGGGUCUUGAAGGGCAGUGCAAGCAGUAGGUUGACAGGGAACGUGAAGCAGUGUAGUGAUAUUACACAAGAACGGCUUUCAAUUUUUCUCGUUCUUCUCUGCAUGCAGAAACACAGCGAUGGUGAACGCAGCGGUCUGAAGUAAACGCCCCUCCCCCCCGUGUUCUCUCUGGCGUGUGUAUGUGGUAGUGCUGUGGUGGUAGUGUGGUGCAAGUAUCACCUGUGCACAGAGUCCUUCCUUACGUUCAAGCACCACAAUGAGGCAUAAAAUGAGGUGGUGGUGGUCCCUGCCGCUAGUGCAUCACCGGACAACCUUCUUCUUGACGUUCUUAAUGUUGUUUCCGGCGCUGAUGGCCGUCUUCACCCAGGAGAAUGAGAUUAACAUGCCCCAUCAGGAGUCUGACCGGAUCGCCUCUCUGGUCGAAUUCUGGGCGAAGAAGAUCGGAAACCACAUUUAUCACUUGUCAAAUGCUUUCUCCCAGUACGCCGACAUAAAAACUAAUUUCGAGAAUUCAGAAGCCAAGUUGCAGGAGAAUGAUGGCCUCCAGCUUGUCAAGGAGAUGGCCACUGACGUCACUAACAUGAUGAAAUUCAAGGUGGAGGCUGUCAAGAGGAUCAUGAACGUGGCAGAGGAGGCCUCGCUGGACAAGGAGUAUAAGCAAGACGAGGAGGUGGAGUACUACAACGCCAAGCGACUCAACAAGUUCUACCCUCCCGAGCACAAGCUCAAGGGUGAGCUAAGAGAAGGCUUCAAGAGGCUCACCCUCACUGAGAACUCCCACUUCGACGGCAUUGCUGUCAACGAGAACCACUCAUCCGUCCACGUCCCUACCAAUGUCUACGAUAAGGGUGGUGUGGUACGGUGCACCAAAGGUGAUGUGGUACGGUGCACCAAAGGUGGUGUGGUACGGUGCACCAAAGGUGAUGUGGUACGGUGCACCAAAGGUGAUGUGGUACGGUGCACCAAAGGUGAUGUGGCGUGUGACACUGUGUCACGAGAACUGGCACUUAUGGUGAUGAGGUCGAUGCUGGAGGUUGGCAGAGGUGGAGAUGAGGAUGAUGGAGAUUGGCAAAGGUUGAGAUGUGGAUGCUGGAGGUUGGCAGAGGUGGAGCUGAGGAUGCUGGAGGUUGGCAGAGGUGGAGAUGAGGAUGCUGGAGAGUUCCAGACCCGUCAAUGGUUCCUUCACUUUUUCCAGAUCAACAAGAGGAUCCCACAUCCGUGUCAUUGCGUGAUCUCACAGCGUUCCAGAUCCUUCAAUGGUUCUGUCACUUUUGCCAGAUCAACAGAAGAAUCCCGUAUCCAUGCCAAUCAACAAAAGGAUCCCACAUCUCUUCAACUCUCAGAUCUCUCGCCUUUCGAGACUAACAAAUGGACCGCUGCGCUUUUCCAGGCCAAUGGCUGGAACUCUCGCCUCUCCAUAACAACAAAUCGAUCCCACACGUUUCCAGAAUCUCUGCAUAUUGCAAGCUGGACUCCUUUGGGACCAGCUUUAAUAAAAGUUCAGCCAGAUUCGUCAUACAUCAUGACACCAGCAAUAGUUCAUCUUAUCUCGGCACCGGACUUGAUCAAUGCUAUCCGUUUGGCCCGGUGGCGUCUCGACAGAACUUCAAGUCGAAUUAUGAACUGGAUCAAACACCUCGUGGCAGUACUUCGGCUCCUCUAUGGCUUCCUUUCAGCACCCUCGUCUUCCUGGGUGAUGGACGAGAAGGAUCCUGACCUCUACGAUGCUCGCCUCCGCUCCUGGUACAUCGAGGCGGCCAACAGCCCUAAGGACAUGAUUAUUCUUCUCGAUGUGUCAGGCUCCAUGACAGGACUGCGUCGGGAGAUCGCCAAGCAUGUGGUGUUGAACAUCUUGGAGACACUGAACGAGAACGACUUCGUCAACGUCUUCAAUUUCAGCGUGGAGACCCUGGAGCUGGUGCCUUGCUUCAGAGACACUCUGGUCCAGGCUAAUCUUGAGAACCUGGGAGAGUUUAAGAAAGCACUUAACUAUGGAGAGACCAAAGACAUCGCCAACUUCACACAGGCUCUCACACAAGCCUUUGAACUUCUACAUCGGUAUAACAAGAGCGGUCAGGGAUCUCAGUGUAACCAGGCCAUAAUGGUGGUGACAGACGGUGCUCCAUACAACUUCGAGGAGAUCUUCGCCAAGUAUAACUGGCCGCACCUGCAAGUGCGCAUGUUUACCUACCUCAUCGGCAGAGAGGAGACCAAGGUCAGGGACCUGAACUGGAUGGCCUGUGCAAAUAAAGGAUACUUCGUUCACGUCACUACGCUGGCGGAGGUGCGGGAACAAGUGCUCAAGUACAUACCGGUGAUGGCGAGGCCUCUGGUUAUGUAUCAGUCGAGCCAUCCGCAUGUUUGGACCGGUGUGUACGCUGAUAUAGCGCAUAAGAUGCAUGGAUAUAUUUUGGACCCCAAACAAACCGAGUGGCUGUGGGAAGUGCGGGAGAGAAACAGGCAGAUGGAACGCACCAACCACUACCGCAAACUUAAGAAAAUUGUAGAGAAUAAGGGCAAGUCUCUCAGCAACCCUUUCGUGCUCCAGGACAAGAGGGAGGUGGAGAAAUUUCUCGAGUACGGAGAAUUUGGUCUCAGCAACCGGGACAUUGCCCGCAUGGGGGCUGAACGAGCUCGCAAAACCAGGCGAGAGCGCCUGAGGCGGGCGGCCAGCACAGUGGAGCUGGAUCAUACAUUUCGUGAACUCGUGGAACCUACCAGCACCUCGCUCACCAAGGGGCUCCACCGCCGCCUUAAGCGAGACGUGACCGUCCUCGUACCAAAAAAGAUCCACGACUACGACCUGCUCAAGUGGUAUAAGCGCUUGUUGAGGGAACAGGCAAAACUUAAGAGGUGGUAUGAAGAUAUUCGCUUGGUACGUGCGCGCUCGGCAGGGCAACGUCAGCCAACACUCCAUCGUAACUCUUGCUUUGGUCACAUUUCGGCUCCAAUGAAUAACAUCACCGAGCGGGUUUUGGUCAAUGAAUCCAUUUGGGCGUUGAGGAGACGAGAGGUGCGGACGGCGAACUUGCUUGGUGUAGCAGGUACUGAUGUCCCCAUACGAGAGAUAGAGAAGCUGGUCCCACCUUAUAAGCUCGGCGUGAACGGCUAUUCCUUCAUGGUGAACAGUAACGGUUACGUUCUUUAUCAUCCUGAUCUGCGGCCAGUGCACGAAGAAGCAAAUGCUGAGGUACAGAGGAGAUCGCGAGAUAGACAGGAAUGGUUCCAAGACAUCUUGAAGCCUAACUACAACAGUGUAGACUUUGCUGAAGUGGAACUGACCGAUCAUGAGCCUGGUCCCCGCUCCAACCACUCCGAACUGCUCGCGCUGACUGGAUGGAGAGAUUAUUAUAGCAAGCUUCGUCGCGAUUUGAUUGAGCAGCGGGGUGGUGAAGCUGUUCUUGAUGUUAAAAUCCAUAUGGAUGGCAUGAAACGCGUAGUACAAAGGAAGCAGAGGUACUUCACACAGAAGAUAGGUGGAACGCCCUUCAGUCUGGGCAUCGCUAUGCCUGAAGGAUACGGCAAGUAUAAAGUGCACGGGCAGAUUGAACUCUCAAGGGUCAUUCAGGAUCCCAGAGGAGCUAAAGCAAUGGAUCAUUUUUCUACGGGAAAUUGGACUCUUCACCCUGAUUGGGUGUACUGUGAGUACAAGUACGACCAGAACCGCGUCGACCAGAGCCCAGAGGACCUCAUGAAGGACUUCCUCUCCCGUGCACAGAAGCCCCACUGGAAGUGGCGUUCCACCCGUACCCGCCCACCUCCUGAACCUGCCAUGAACCAGGCUCAGUACAACACCUGGAAGCCUCCAGCUCACGAAGAUGACAGAAGGGACAACUAUUACUGUGACAAGGACUUAGUACAGUCUCUCCUCUUCGACGCUAGUGUCACUAACGUCUACGCUAGCAGUAACCGCAAUAUGGAAGACCAACUAGAAGGAAAGAAUAGUGUCCGCCAUUACUUCGGCAUGACAACGGCCUUUGUAGCCACUCGAAGUGGCUUGACCAGGUGGAUUGAUCUCACCAGGGCUAAUCCCAUGGACGACGCAGCGCAGAACAACCACUCGGGCGAGCCGCACUUUAUGAAGAUGCACAACAAGGCCAUUGAUGAGGUGUGGUACAAGAGAGCUGUAGAUUACUACGAGGAGGACAACGAAGCUUACGUUUACUCAGUGCCCUUCGAUGCGGCAACGAGAAACCCAGACGAUGUACUGGUGACAGCGACCAGAGCUAUCUUCAUUGAGGAGAACUCCUACAGGAAGGCCCCAGCGGCGGUGGUCGGAGUUACCAUCAAACACAGCAAGUUCGUUGAAUACUUCAAGAACGAGACAUACAAGUGCCCAUCAUACCCUUCUCGAGACUCUAACUGCAAGAAAGCCAAGACAUGCGAGAGUAAGUCACUGGACUGCUACCUGCUGGACGACAACGGCUUCAUCAUAGCAUCAGAGAACGACGACGACACAGGAAAGUUCUUCGGCACGUUAGAAGGUACCAUCAUGGAGUCCUUGGUGCAGAGCGAAGUAUACAAAAGAGUCAGAAUCUUCGACUACCAGGCGGUGUGUCUCGACACCCGCUUAGAGCCAAGCAUAGCAUCCAUACUUGCCACGCCUCUACAAUGGAUCCGGUGGAUGGCAAAUUGGAUGAUGGGCAACAUCUUCUGGAUGCUGGUGAAGACACAUCUCUACACGUUAUGGGAUCCUAAUCAGGCGUGGGCUUACACACACACUGAAAGAGACAUCCAGUAUCCAGAUCUAGAGGAGCCGCCUCAAGACGUCUUCGACUAUAAAGAGCCCAGCUUAGAAGAGCCGAGGAGUGUUGAUCUUCCUGAAUACUUGGCAGACGACGGUACAGAGGAAGUUCUCCCCGAGGUAGCAGCGCCAGAUGACAUCCCCAGGAGUUUUGACUACGACAACGCCACAGAGGGCAGCGGAGAGGAAGAUGUCCUCGCUGAGUACGAAGACGUUCUGGGAGAAAUAUAUUAUGAUAUUGACGGUAUGCAUCCUGAUGGUAAAGUUCCCCCAGACUAUGAUCCGCCUUACGGGGAGGAGGAUGGAGAUUUCCCUAGCAUCGAGAGCAGGACGCCACAGCUGCCUCUCAUGAACAUUCAGCUGGCGUACAUCAACAAAACGCAUCCUCGGCCUUGUGACAAGGAGGUUUAUCUCUACAAACUACAGAACCAUAAACUACAGCAGGAGGGAGCCUACAAGCCAGUGAAGGGAAAAUUGUCUAAUUGCCAUACAAAUGGUUGUGGAAGGCCGUUCAGCGUACAGAAGGUGAUCUCAACUAACCUGAUCCUGGUGGCCGUGAACAACCUGUGUCCGUGCGAGUCGAGGAAGGUAGACAUCGAGCCCGUGGAGGUCGACUACAACGAGACCAUGCACUGCAACCGCUUACUGCUACAACACUUCAGAAAGAGGCCAUCCACUUGCUACAACUACCACCCUGACGAGCACGAGAUCAAGCUGUGUGGAGGAGCUGGAGCACUGGGCUUGCCCUCACUGGCCCUGCUGGUCCUCCUGACGCUGGUCCACAUCUUCAACAACCUUAGCUUUGGUUCGUGAUAGUUGCGGUGUGACUGAACGCCCUCUCACACACGCACACACACGCGCGCUCUGCUGUGAACCGAAAAUACGCAACAGAAAAUAAAUUAAGCAGAAGCAGUGAUUUUUUUUAUUGGUACUUGUUUCUUUCAUUAAUUUUGUGUGUUGGUAGGUGAUCCUUUUUUGUUUGUAACUACCUUUGCAAGGAUGAGCAUCUGCCAGGGAAAAACUGUAGGCCUGUUCUGGAUUUCCUGUGUGAGCCGAUUAUUGGAAAUCUUUCAGCAGGGGACGUUUUCUCUUUCUUGUAUGUAAAUAAUGCGGAACUUUCUUACAAAUCGGCCAGAGGAUGCAGCCAGUCAGGAAGCAACGCUCCUAAUUCAUCAAGCCGAGAGUCUGAUGGCAAUUGUUGUUUCUGACUGGCAACCGAGUGUUAAAUAGACAAAGAAAGGGUCAGAAAGAGAAAGAGAGAGGAAGAGAGAAGGACCUCUUCGUUCAGAGACAAAGGAGGUCUUUAGAAUUAUCGCCAACCAGCAGGAACCUCUUAAAUCCAUUAUACAUAUAAUUCGAACCUCUUGAAUCCCUUCUUGAACCUCUUCUCUUCCUCUCUGGUGAACUCUUCAGUGUCUCGCUCCAGUGUGAUGACUUGUGACUCAGAAGAAAAAUAUAGAGACAAAGGCAAGUUCCUUGGAGUAUAAGAGUACUUGUUAACGUUUGUUUUUAAGGAUAUGGAAUCCCGUUCUCUUAAACUGUCAAUUUAUACACAUAAACUGUCCCGUUGGAACGUGUAGAAGUGUGGCUCCAGCCUCACCUGUCAACUGGAAUGUUUUAAUGGAAAGUAAAAAACAGAAAAUGUAAAUUUUUCCUACGAAAAGUGACAUGAACUGUGAGGUCAGUACUGUUACUGAAUGAUAUGAGCAAAAUCUAUAUCUUUCUUUAUUUUGCGUGUAUAAAAUAUGAUGAAUAAUGGUUGUCAUUUCGUUGCUUCUGGCAUUUUUUCUUGUGUUGCUACUGGUAUUACUGAGGAAGUGAUGCUGCACACUGAAGAAUAACAUCACAGCUCUGUACAUGUAGUAUAAUCACCUCUUAUUUCAUUCAGUAUUAUUUUUACUUAAGACAGUAUUCUCACUAUUGUCUUUAGUCUGUACUCUUGCCAUUUUUUUUAUAACUUUUAUUAGGACUAUUGAAUAUAUAUUACCAUAAAAUUUGACUUCAAUGAAGUUAUCAGAAAAUUAAACAUUUGGAAAAAAAAGUAAAAUGCAGUAGAGUAUUUAAAACAAGGUACAUGCAAAUUAAUCUGGCCUUCUAGUUGACUAGUAAAGUAGAGAGGACUCCUCAAUUUUCUACCAAGCACUUUAGUUGUGACUAGUGAUUAGAAAUUUAUACACUAGUGGACUGUAGCCUCUUAAGUGAUGAUCUAGGAAAGGCAUAUCAAAAAAGUGACACAUAUCACUUUAAGUAAUGUAAUUGUUACAUUCGCUUUUAAUUACCCCUCCGAGAGAGGCUUUAAUUUAGUUUAUUGUUCAUUGUUAUUUGUUUAAAGCUAUGAUUUAUCCGAUAUAUAUAUAUACACACACACAUAUUUAUAAAU